This is a messenger RNA of Cercopithifilaria johnstoni, 366 nucleotides long. Lineage: Eukaryota; Metazoa; Nematoda; Chromadorea; Rhabditida; Onchocercidae. The record is from the annotation of a GenBank genome assembly.
AUGGAAUCAUUGACAUUACUUUGUUCGCCAACGCCGGAAGCAAAUGCAAUCUGGACGAUACGAAUGAUCAAGGGUUCCGAUGUUGAAACUAUCACAGAGGAUGAUCUGGUAGCUUUUGUAAAAUCGGUUUUUCGAUUAGCAAUGAUUGAAAAAUCAAAGCGUGACAAAACAUCUGAUUCCACUUUUGAUAUGGUCGAUAGAUCAUUGCAAAAUGUUGCUAUAUAUCGCUCUCACGGAACAUUUAAGGCACUGGAUAAGGAUGGAAAUGGUUAUAUUUGCAAGUCUGAUUUUGUCAACUUUUUCCAGCAAAAUGACUAUUUGGAUCCAAUUUUCAUGAAAUCAUAUACGCGCUUAAAAAUACGAUAG